UUUGAUUAAGAUAUACCUAUUCUUCACUUCUUCAUCGUCCUAGUUUAUCUCCUUCUAACAAAGAAUUCCCUCUCGUGUACAUGGUAAUCCCAAAAUCUAAGAAAAACCCAAUUCAAUUGAACCCCUCGAAUUGUUUAUCUUUCUUCUUCCCAUGGCUGCUGCUGCUGCACUCAGAUCCAAACCUUCCGUAGAAACAGCCUCUUUGACGGUCUCUCAAUUCAGACACUUCCUGUCUAAUUACAUGCACUAUGGUCGCAUGGCUAGCUCCUCUCACUCUACUACCUACCGUACCAAAUGGGACGACCACUUUGUUAACACUCCUUAUCACUUCACUUCUUUCAAGCCCGUCUCGCUUCGGGGUGAACUCGUCGAAAAGGGUUCCCAGUUAUUGGAUAUUAGGAGAACUUGCCGCGGCUUAAAUAAGGAUUUCGAUAGAGAAUUGAGAGAGAAAUUGAAUUAUAGUAAUUGUACGGUGUUGAGUUCUUAUGGAGAUCCACCAGAGGUUUGGCAGCCCCCAGGGGAUGGGGUUGCGAUUCGUGUUAGUGGGGUGAAUUUGGGCCGUGGUGGUGGAGGAGGAGCUGGAGGGGGAGGAGGGGCGAGUACAGGUUCUGGAAGCGGGUUUGGGCCGGGUUCAAAGGAUGGGUGUUGGGGUGGAUCCAAUUUGGGGCAUAAUUUCCCGACUCCGAAAGAUAUUUGUAGAGGAUUGGAUAAGUUCGUGAUUGGGCAGGAGAGGGCAAAGAAGGUUCUAUCAGUGGCAGUUUACAACCACUAUAUGAGAAUAUACCACGAGUCAUUACAGAAGCGGCCUGCAGGAGACUCAGGUAGCAAUAUAGCAGAUGUACUAGAUGAUGAUAUAGUGGAACUGGAGAAAAGUAACAUUCUUUUAAUGGGGCCGACAGGGUCAGGGAAAACAUUACUUGCGAAAACCUUGGCUCGCUUUGUGAAUGUUCCUUUUGUUAUUGCGGAUGCAACUACCUUGACUCAGGCAGGGUACGUAGGUGAAGAUGUCGAGUCUAUAUUAUACAAGCUCCUUGUGGUUGCUGAUUAUAAUGUUGCAGCUGCACAACAGGGCAUUGUUUACAUUGAUGAAGUUGAUAAGAUUACCAAAAAGGCUGAGAGCCUUAACAUUAGCAGGGAUGUGUCUGGGGAGGGUGUUCAGCAGGCAUUACUAAAGAUGCUAGAGGGAACAAUUGUUAAUGUUCCUGAGAAGGGAGCUAGAAAGCAUCCUAGAGGUGAAAAUAUUCAGAUUGACACGAAGGAUAUACUCUUCAUAUGUGGGGGUGCCUUUAUUGAUAUAGAGAAAACAAUUUCAGAAAGACGUCAAGAUUCUUCUAUUGGUUUUGGAGCCCCAGUGCGUGCAAACAUGAGAGCUGGUGGUGUUACAAAUGCUGCUGUGGCAUCAACUUUAAUGGAGUCUGUUGAAAGUAGUGAUCUCAUUGCAUAUGGUUUGAUACCGGAAUUUGUUGGACGUUUCCCAGUUCUUGUCAGUUUAUUGGCUCUAACUGAAGAACAACUUGUUCAGGUUCUAACAGAGCCAAAGAAUGCCCUAGGCAAGCAAUACAAAAAGAUGUUCCAAAUGAAUGGCGUCAAACUGCAUAUCACAGAAAAUGCUUUGAAAUUAAUUGCCAGAAAAGCAAUAUCUAAAAAUACGGGGGCCCGGGGUUUAAGAGCCAUCUUGGAGAAUAUCUUGAUGGAUUCCAUGUAUGAGAUUCCAGAUAUCAGGACUGGUGAUGAUGUAAUAGAUGCAGUAGUAGUUGACGAGGAGGCUGUUGGAUCUGAAGGCCGUGGAACUGGGGCUAAGAUUCUUUAUGGUAAAGGUGCAUUGGACCGAUACCUUUCACAACAAAAAUCGAAGGACUUGGAGACAACUGCAGAGGGAUCGGAUGGGGAGCCUGAGGUGGAAACGGAGCUUCCUUCAGUAGUUGCCAGCAUGUGAUCAAUUUGAUGAAAUUGUAGAUGUAACUUCAUUGUACAUAAUAAGCUCACAUUAAUUUAAUAGAUUAUGCAUGCAAUUACUAUCAUUUCUUGGAAACAUGCAGUUUUAAUUUACCUUAUUAGCAAGCAACCCCAUUCCAUAUGGAUAUUGAUUCAUCUCAGUUCAGUUAUUUCAGUAAUACAGUGACUGAGAUUCAGUGUUGUAUGAGCUAUAUUUAUGGAUAAAUAUACAUAAAGUGUUAUUGAUUACAAAAGAAAUUAAA
This is a messenger RNA of Theobroma umbraticum, 2198 nucleotides long. It is a transcript of the gene CLPX, whose product is annotated as CLP protease regulatory subunit X. The record is from RefSeq and is a predicted model, not a curated record. Gene Ontology annotation, cellular component: mitochondrial matrix. Gene Ontology annotation, molecular function: ATP-dependent protein folding chaperone; ATP hydrolysis activity; ATP binding. NCBI's taxonomy places the organism in Eukaryota, Viridiplantae, Streptophyta, Magnoliopsida, Malvales, Malvaceae. Gene Ontology annotation, biological process: protein folding.